This is a messenger RNA of Rhododendron vialii, 2179 nucleotides long. Its product is annotated as digalactosyldiacylglycerol synthase 2, chloroplastic-like. NCBI's taxonomy places the organism in Eukaryota, Viridiplantae, Streptophyta, Magnoliopsida, Ericales, Ericaceae. The transcript has 4 exons. Gene Ontology annotation, cellular component: chloroplast outer membrane. Gene Ontology annotation, molecular function: digalactosyldiacylglycerol synthase activity. The coding region runs from base 285 to 1697 and encodes 470 amino acids. Gene Ontology annotation, biological process: galactolipid biosynthetic process. The record is from RefSeq and is a predicted model, not a curated record.
UUGCAACAAAGACAGCUAUCGAUUGGUCCACAUCUCAUAAAAACACCCCAUUUCUCCAGCCCUCAACUUUGACGCAACCGUAACCAACGACCCUUCCGUUGAGCUCUCUCUCUCUCUCUCUCUCUCAUCCCAGGCGCUGCCUAUACAAAACACUCUCAGACCAUACGCUAUUGUCUGAAUCUAACGCCUAUCGACCAAGAUUCUCUGCAUUCCUCGCUUCUCCAAUGGACGGAUCGAUCAACCGGAGUUGAAUCGAAUAUAUAUAUCUAUAUAAAAAAAUAUAUAUGGAGAAGAAACAACGCAUUUCGAUAUUCACCACCGCGAGCCUUCCAUGGAUGACCGGCACGUCCGUGAACCCUCUGUUCCGCGCCGCAUACCUCGCGAAGCAAGACGAGGAGAGGAAGGUUACCCUUGUGAUCCCGUGGUUAUCCUUGAAGGACCAAGAACAUGUUUAUCCCGAAAAGAUCACGUUCAAUUUGCCCUCGGAGCUGGAGAAGUACGUCCGUAACUGGCUCGAGGAACGGACCGGGUUUAGGUCUGGUUUCGACAUACGGUUCUAUCCGGGAAAGUUUUCAAGAGAUAAAAGGAGUAUUCUUGCUGUUGGUGAUAUUACAGAAGCCAUCCCUGAUGAAGAGGCAGAUAUUGCUGUCCUCGAGGAACCCGAGCAUCUUACAUGGUAUCACCAUGGGAAAAGAUGGAAAGCAAAAUUCCGCCUAGUUGUAGGAGUUGUUCACACCAAUUAUUUGGAAUAUGUGAGAAGAGAGAAGAAUGGACGAGUACAGGCAUUUUUUCUUAAGUACAUCAAUAGUUGGGUUGUCAACAUCUAUUGCCACAAGGUGAUACGUUUAUCUGCUGCUACCCAGGAUCUUCCAAGAUCUAUUGUAUGCAAUGUUCAUGGAGUCAAUCCCAGGUUUAUAGAGAUUGGAAAGAAGAAGAAUGAACAACAGCAAAAUGGAAGCAAGGCCUUCGCCAAAGGUGCAUAUUACAUUGGUAAGAUGAUCUGGCACAAAGGUUACAAGGAGCUCCUUAAACUUCUCCGGGAUAAUCAAAAUGAUCUUACUGGACUUGAGGUUGAUUUAUAUGGGAAUGGAGAGGAUUCCGUUGAAGUUCAGGAAGCUGCCAAGAAAUUGGAAUUAACAGUUAGGGUUCAUCCUGGACGUGACCAUGCUGAUCCUUUAUUCCAUGACUAUAAAGUGUUCCUAAAUCCAAGUACCACAGACGUUGUGUGCACCACCACAGCAGAAGCAUUGGCAAUGGGCAAAAUAGUGGUUUGUGCCAAUCACCCUUCAAAUGACUUCUUCAAGCAGUUCCCAAACUGCCGAACCUACGAUGAUAGCAAGGGGUUUGUCGAAGCUACACGCAAGGCAUUAACCGAAGAGCCCUCCCCCUUGACAGAUGCACAGAGGCACAAGCUUUCAUGGGAGGCAGCAACGGAAAGGUUUCUAAGGGCUGCUGAGCUGGAACAGGCCCCACCACUGAAGGCUGAGGCAGAUCAGGCCCCAUCUCAAAAGAGAUUGACAAAGAGCUCUUCGAAGCUUUUCAUGUCCACGUCGCUUAGUUUCAAGAGGCGCAUGGAGGAUGCAUCCGCGUUGGCACAUUUUGUUGGAACUGCGUUGUUGAGUUCACAACCCGACGAAGACCAAUGCAAGAAGCUUGGUCUGGCACCCCCUUCAGGAAAAUGGGGCCCACGACGUUGAUCUUGUUACGGAAAGCUAUUUACAAGCAGAAUUUUUAUGCAGAAAUCCAUCCAGAAUGAUGUUGCUAUAGUGUUCUUGGAUAUUUUGGUGCAAAAUGAAAGAACCAAAAGCUGCCAUGCACGUUAUGCUGCGUGGAAAUUGUGUGUAAAAAUAUCAGUUGUAUGUCAUUAAUCUCAUGUUGAUGUUUGCUUCGGCAGUGGCACAGAAAGACCCUGGUUAUCACCGUGGAACACCUUUGAUGUAUGGGCUACAAGAUUGCAGCCACAGUGGGUGAGUUCCUUUUGUUCACUACACUGGUGUUGUCUAAAAUGGAAAACAUGUACAAUGUAGGUUUAAGGUUUCUGUUCGUGUCAUGGUACUACUCAAGAACCCCUAACUAUGGGUGUUAGAAGUGUUAAACUCAAGCAAUCCUCAACAAAGCGGUUGGACUCUUCUUGUUGUAGAUAUCUUAAUAAGAUACUUGGGAGUUGUAUAUUUAGCUU